AUGUUUCGAAGACCCGUAUUACAGGUACUUCAUCGGUUUGUAAGACAUGCGUCCGAAACAGCUGCCGGUUUGGUUCUUCAAAGAUCCCUGAAUCGUGUGCAGUUACUUGGGCGAGUGGGUCAGGACCCUGUCUUGAGACAGGCGGAAGGAAAAAAUUCAGUCACAAUAUUUUCUCUAGCAACAAAGGAGAUGUGGCGAUCAGGGGAAAGUGAAGUUUACCAAAUGGGCGAUGUCAGUCAAAAGACAAUGUGGCACAGAGUAUCAGUAUUCCGGCCAGGCCUCAGAGAUGUGGCAUAUCAGUAUGUGAGAAAGGGGUCUCGAAUUUAUGUGGAAGGGAAAAUAGACUAUGGUGAAUACAUGGAUAAAAAUAAUGUGAGGCGACAAGCAACAACAAUCGUAGCUGAUAAUAUAUUUCGAGUGACCAGACAAAAGAGGAGUGGAAUGGAUCACCUUCUUUGGCCAUCAUUUGGUACAGUCUCUUCCAAGUCAUUUAUAAUCCUUACACUUCCCAAGGACAAGAAUUAA
Saimiri boliviensis boliviensis (Bolivian squirrel monkey) is the source of this 525-nucleotide messenger RNA. The record is from RefSeq and is a predicted model, not a curated record. NCBI's taxonomy places the organism in Eukaryota, Metazoa, Chordata, Mammalia, Primates, Cebidae.